Molecule: messenger RNA, 1470 nt
Organism: Aspergillus mulundensis
Lineage: Eukaryota; Fungi; Ascomycota; Eurotiomycetes; Eurotiales; Aspergillaceae
Gene: glkA
Product: glucokinase glkA
Exons: 2
Coding region: 1-1470 (489 amino acids)
Biological process (GO): glycolytic process; intracellular glucose homeostasis; glucose 6-phosphate metabolic process
Cellular component (GO): cytosol; mitochondrion
Molecular function (GO): D-glucose binding; fructokinase activity; mannokinase activity
Source: RefSeq, a predicted model, not a curated record
AUGUCCGCUCUGGUAGAUGAGGCCGCGCGCAUUGCUCGCCAGUUCGAGUAUUCGCCGCAAGAAGUGCAGCGUGGAGUGAAGGAGUACAUCAGGGAGGUCGAAGAGGGAUUGUCCGAGGAGGGCACAACUUUGAGCCAGAUCCCGACCUUCGUGACGUCCGUUCCCAAUGGCACAGAAAAGGGCUUGUAUCUGGCUGUUGACCUCGGCGGCACAAACUUCCGAGUCUGCUCGAUCGAUUUGCACGGCAACCACACCUUCUCCCUCACACAGUCCAAGAUAAUGAUUCCCCGUGAGAUGAUGACGUCAGGAUCAGCAAAGGAGCUGUUCCUGUUCCUCGCGCGCCAGAUCGAGUCUUUCCUGCGCAUCCACCACAACGAGCACUUCGAGGCCCACCUCAAGCGGAAGAUCGCGGGUACAGCCAGGGAGGAGGAUUUGUUUGAUCUUGGAUUCACAUUCAGUUUCCCUGUGCGCCAGCUGGGAAUCAACAAGGGUACGCUCAUUCGCUGGACGAAGGGCUUUGACAUUCCCGACGCUGUAGGCCAGGAUGUUUGCGCGCUUUUGCAAGAUGCCAUCGACGAGCUGCAUCUUCCUGUGCGCGUGGCUGCACUUGUGAACGAUACCGUUGGUACGCUUAUGGCUCGUUCGUACACGUCGCCCGGCACCACCGGAACUUUCCUCGGUGCGAUCUUCGGAACAGGCACGAACGGUGCCUACGUCGAGAAGCUUGAUAGGAUUACCAAGAUGGCUAAGAUUGAGCACUCUAACUACGACAAGUCAACCGGUGAGAUGAUCAUCAACGCUGAGUGGGGUAGCUUCGACAACCACCUCAGCGUUCUACCCACCACGAAAUACGACCAGCAGCUGGAUGCCGACAGCAACAACCCUGGUAUCCAGAUGUUCGAGAAGCGUGUCUCGGGUAUGUUCUUGGGCGAAAUUUUGCGCCUAGCGUUGCUUGACCUGCACAAGUCUCAGGGUCUUUUCAAGCCCACUUCAGGGUCGGAUGUCUUUAUUCCCGAGUCCUCCUCUUUCUACAGACAAUGGGGUAUCGACACUAGUCUUCUGAGCAUUGUCGAAGCCGACAAGAGCAAGAACCACGAGCAGAUCAAGUCCGCGCUGAAGGACCACUUGAAGAUUGAGCGGGCGAGCGACAACGACUGCAAGGCAGUCCAGACCGUUGUCCACGCCAUCGGCAAGCGUGCGGCUCGCCUUGCUGCGGUCCCUAUUGCCGCCACCCUCCUUUCCACCGGCAAGCUGAAGGAAGACCUGGUAGACGUUGGUGUUGACGGCAGUCUGGUCGAGUUCUACCCCAACUUUGAGGGAUACCUGCGUGAAGCUCUGCGUGAGGUCCCUGAAGUCGGCGCAGCCGGCGACAAGAAGAUCCGCAUUGGUAUCUCAAAGGACGGUAGUGGAGUUGGUGCGGCUCUGAUAGCCCUUGUUGCGAGCAAAGAGGGCACAAAACCCCCUCUGUGA